CCAUCUUAACGAAUUCAAAACAAUUCAAAAUGAAAUUCGCAAUUGUUCUAUUCGUUCUUGGCCUUGUCAUUGUGACUAUUGCCGGCGAUUACACUCAUGGCCACAAUGGACAAUCUGCUUGUGAAGAUCCAAGGGAGCAUAAUCAAAAAUUCCAAAAUAAUAAUGACCCAACAAAAUAUUGGACUUGUGACGAACCCGGCAAACCAGCAACUCAACAUAGCUGUGAAGAUGGUACAGCAUAUCAACAUGCGGUAAGGAAUUGUGUUCCAUGGGGAGUCUGGAAGUGGAACGCACCUGUAGAUCCAAUUUCGAUGGUUAUGUAAAAUUGCAUUUUUAAUUGUUUUAUGAAAAAAUUAUUGAAAUAAUGCAUUGAACUUGAACAAUUUUCAAUGUUUGCAAAAAAUGUAAGCAAAUAAAAGCUAUU
Molecule: messenger RNA, 424 nt
Organism: Episyrphus balteatus (marmalade hoverfly)
Lineage: Eukaryota; Metazoa; Arthropoda; Insecta; Diptera; Syrphidae
Exons: 2
Coding region: 30-323 (97 amino acids)
Molecular function (GO): chitin binding
Source: RefSeq, a predicted model, not a curated record